AUGUAUGAUGAAGAUGAAGGUGAAACUUCCCAAAUGCUGCCUAAGGGAAUUUUCCAAAUUCAGAAAGGUCACCUAGUUGUCUACGUUGGUGAUGAUUGCAAGAGAUUUGUGAUCAAAGUAGGUACACUCAGCCAUCCAUUGUUCCAAGCAUUGUUGGAGCAUGCAGAGGAGGUGUUUGGAUUCAGCAAUGGUUCCAAACUCCACAUCCCUUGCAGUGAGAACAUUUUCCUUCACGUUCUUCAUAAUGCUGGUGAUCUUGCUCAGGAUCGAAGGCUCGUCCAUUGUUUCUAG
Messenger RNA from Sphenostylis stenocarpa, 291 nucleotides. NCBI's taxonomy places the organism in Eukaryota, Viridiplantae, Streptophyta, Magnoliopsida, Fabales, Fabaceae. The record is from the annotation of a GenBank genome assembly.